Messenger RNA from Coregonus sp. 'balchen', 3610 nucleotides. The record is from the annotation of a GenBank genome assembly. Lineage: Eukaryota; Metazoa; Chordata; Actinopteri; Salmoniformes; Salmonidae.
AUGGAUCCCCUACCGGAGUACUCCCUGUUCCUAGUCCGGAUCCUGGAGGAACUAGACACUAAACACAGCAGUGUGUCCUACCAGGACCUGUGUAAAUCCCUGUGUGCCCGCUUUGACCUGGUCCACUUGUCCAAGCUACGGAGCCUUCUGUUCUACACAGCCUGCCUGGACCCAGCCUUCCCUGCCACUCUCUUCAAAGACAAGAUGAGAUGUACCGUCGAGGACCAGCAGUCUAAGAAACUCAUGGUGGCAGCGGAUAUCGUCACUAUGUUUAACCUAAUCCAAAUGAACGGGGGGAUCGCCAAAGAUAAGCUACCGAUGGCACCACCCAGGCACAAGUUCCACAAGAACCAGUCGUUUGAGUCGUGUAGGUCCGACACAGAUGUUUAUAAGUACCAGGACUAUGAGAGGGGCGGCGGUUAUGACCUCAUGGAUCAACCCUCCAGGGCGGGUCACCACCCCCACCAUCGCCCCAUGUCUCAAAACAACUCCUCCCACCCCCGUCCACACCCCCAUCCCCACUCUGCCAGCUCGAAAUCCAACUGCACCAACUGCAGCCCGCAGUUCAUCCCGACCUCAGACCCUAACUUCCUAUUGGGCGUCAACAAGGAUCUAAAAUGUCGAGCAGCAUCGCUAGAUAAGCUGCAGCACCUGCCCCAGUACUCGAGCUGCAGUCCUCCCUCGCCGCCCUGCGAGAUGCAGAGCACCUACUUUCCUAUGGACAUUGACAGUGAGUCCACCACGGACCAGGAGUCCCUGCAACACAUCAACCACACUGAGCCCUUCUCUGUCCACUCCUGUGUCCAGAAGAGAAACAUCUUCAAGGAGGAUUUUCACAACCUGCUAGCGUUCUCCCCUCAGGUCUGUGUCUCUGGUCUCUAAUUUUAUAUGAUUUAUUUAUUUUUACUAAGCAUUUUUUUUUUUUUUUUACAUACCAUUCAUUAUGCAAUAAUAAUUCUAAUGACAUAUUUGUUAGGAAGUACCCCAAAUAAGUUUGAGUUUUAAUGUUGUCCCAUUACUACACUGAAACAACAAUACAUGAAAAAACAAACAUUGAAGAUAAAGUCAGACUGAUUUCCAUUGCAGCCUACUCCUCUUUUAACCAUCUGUUAUCACUGUUUUCUGUCGUCUAAUUUUCACUGCUAUAUGUGGUGGCUACUUUCCUACUAAAUGGUGCUAGCUGUAAGUAUUUGUGCCAUUGUUUGCUAAUCUAACCAUCUAAAUGUCAAAGAAAAGCACACAAAACCCAAAGGAGAAAAUAAAAGUGAUAAAACAGUACCCCCCACUUCCUGAAGCUGGUCCAUAGAUCUACAGAUGUAGGAUCUUAAUUUGACCUGUAUUGUUGCAGCAAAAUAAUCCUGCAACAACAGGAUUUUAACGUUUAGUCCAUAAUGUUGCUUGAUCGGUGGUUAGGCUAUUAGCUGGUCAAAAUGCGGCUACAUGAAAAGUGGAAUACUGUUAAUAGAACCGUUAGUGCGGGUUUUCAAUGAAUAUAUGUCGAUCAUGAAGGUCAUCUGCAUUUCCUGUGGCACAGGAAAAUUCUCAGCAACAAAAGAGUGAUCAAAUGAAGAUCCUACAUCUAUAUAGCCUAUGUCACAUAGAAUGGAAAUGUCUCAACGGACAUAGCUCUCUGUGAGAGUAACCAAUCUAUAAAACGUAUUUCUUUCUAGAAAAGCUUGGUCUGAGCCUAAUGUUACAUCCAGCACCUUUAUGCUUAGUUUGACUCUUUCUUUGUUUGAUUUGAUAAUGCAGGGUGUUUUGACUGAUGUUAACACAACAGUGUAUUAACAUGUUAUUGUUGUAAAAGCGAAUUACUCUGUAACAAUUUUUCAUUUUUUCACUUGUGUAAUGACUCAAAACAAUUACCAAAUUUCUAUGAAACUAUUACAUUUUGGUUUUAGUCAUUUAAAAGACGCUCUUAGCAGCGUGACUUAGAGCUAAACAAUACAAUGUUACAAUACUAUUACAGUGUCACUACACAGGUUUAAGAGCAGCUUAAUGAAGUGUUACGCCAUUGUCGUUAUAGGUCAUCACGUCAGAGUGCAAGCCAAACAUCAGGGCAACUGGAGGCUACCACCGGAGGGAGCUCCACAAACCUGCUACGUUCUUCAACCACAGCUUUGAGCUGCCCUACAGUAACCCCUACUUUGAGCCUUCUAUGAACUCGCCCAUUCAGGAGAAACGGCGAGCGAAGCACGAGAGUCUGGACGACCUUCAGGCGUCUACGUAUUUCGGCCCAACAACAGUGACGGAGUGCGUGAACACACGGAGGAGUACGUCUAAGCCGGGGAAGCAGCCAUCUUGGCCUGUGAAAAGCCUGAGUCUGAACGCAGAAGAAGGGCCACCGGAUUUCGAGAGGUCGUUUCUGAACGGGAAACCUCUGAAAGACAACCAUCGCCACAAUGUUGUCAAUAAAGAGAAUGAGCAGCACUUCCAGUGCGCCAAAGAGAAAGUGACAGCCUCCCCUUCAGGGUUCGCAAAGAAAACCAAUGGGUUGAAAACAAAGGAUAUGUCUUCAAUGGCGUGCGGUCCCGGGAUCAGUGUCGACAAAAGAGAGAUUGGGAAAAGAUUUAAAGAGAAAGGCAUCAACAGUACGUCUUUUCAGGGAGGUAACAUAGACAACUCGUCCAGCGUGGGGACCCAAACAGAGCAGGCCGAACAGAGGAAGUUAAAAGACUACGCAGCCGCUCACGCGAAAUACGUCGAGAGAGAGAGGCACUCUUUCAAACACUCGGAAGAGGACUCUGAGAUCAUCAGCGACGACAUCAGUGACAUCUUCCGCUUCCUUGACGACAUGAGCGUGUGCGACUCGCUGGGCGUCAUCCAAUCGUCGUGCUACAACAGCAUCGGAUCUCUUUCUCAGGUGACCAUGAAGUCUGACGGCGACAGCUCGCCCGAACGCAACACGAUCAAACUGGCCAAGUCCAAGCUGGACUGCCUCUUUCACUCCCUGGAGAACACGGAUGAUGAGCUCAAAUCAAGCGUGUGCAAGCUUGUGAUGAGGAUAGGUGAGAUCGAGAAGAAACUGGAGUCUCUGUCCGGAGUCCGAGGGGAGAUCUCGCAAGUGCUCUCCAAGCUCACCAAACUCGAUGAGAAGAUCCAGGAACCUGAAACCAACGGGAGAACGGGUGAAAACGCUUCAGCCACCGCCUCCACCCCAGAUCACCUCCACCCGAACCCCCUCCCCGACCCCAACCUCUCGCCCCAUGUCUUUCAGUGCCACACGACAGGCCACAACAUCAAAGUGGACAACGGGUCAGCAGAGUGGGGCUGCUCAGACAGCGAGAGUCUGAGGAUCAAGGCAGUUAAGAAAAGUAUGUUCUUGCGGAGGUCGUCACGCUCGCUCAAUGAGGAGAACAGUGCCACGGAGUCAAAGGUGGCGAGCAUCACCAACUCACCACGGGACUGGAGGACGGUGUCGUAUUCCUCACACCAUGGGGACGAGGGCAAAGACAAGGACAGGGACAGAGACAGAGAAAGGGACACCAAGGACAGACACAGGAAAGCCAAAGAGGUAAGAACAACGGUUUACAUUUAUAGAACACUUUUCACAUUACACUUACCUUGUCCACCACCAACAUUAGAUACUCUCUUUGUAUUUUUUUUUUAG